Messenger RNA from Myxocyprinus asiaticus (Chinese sucker), 1909 nucleotides. RefSeq names its product replication protein A3 (gene rpa3). NCBI's taxonomy places the organism in Eukaryota, Metazoa, Chordata, Actinopteri, Cypriniformes, Catostomidae. Gene Ontology annotation, cellular component: nucleus; site of double-strand break; DNA replication factor A complex. The record is from RefSeq and is a predicted model, not a curated record. The coding region runs from base 135 to 500 and encodes 121 amino acids. Gene Ontology annotation, molecular function: damaged DNA binding; single-stranded DNA binding. The transcript is spliced from 4 exons. Gene Ontology annotation, biological process: mismatch repair; nucleotide-excision repair; double-strand break repair via homologous recombination.
CUGACACACCGGAAACACGUCACUUGCCGUCAGUUUUCCCGCGGUUCUGAGUGUUUGUUUGAGGGCUCUACUUUGACUCGACUGUGCUGUCUUUUCUGGUUUAUUUCUUUUGUGGUUUAUCAUACACAUCCGCAAUGACAGGCGUUUACGAGUCUCCAAAACACAGAAUCAAUGCAUCGAUGACGUCGCAGUACAUUAGUCGACCAGUCUGCUUCGUUGGACGCUUGGAAAAGGUCCAUCCAUCAGGAAAGGCUCUUACCCUGUCAGAUGGAGAAGGGAAGAUGGCAUCAGUGGAGCUCAGUGAACCUCUGGAUGAAGAGCUGAGUGGGAUUGUGGAGGUUAUUGGAAUGGUGUCCAACAAAGGAACAAUCAUGGCUGUUUCAUAUAAUCAAUAUCGCGAAGACAAAAUCCCUUUCGAUUUGGAGCUGUACAAUGAAGCGCUGAAAGUUCUUCAUGAUUAUCCACAGCAUUACCCAUUUGAAGUUUCUGUAAGCGGUUGAAACUGUUCAUGGUUUUUUACAUUUUUAUUUUAUUUGCCUUUUGUGUAAUAAGAUUUUUCCUGUGUUUGUAAAAUAUGGUAACCAUUUUGAGUAUUUGUUAACAAUCCAGUGUGUUUGUACUUUAAAUAAAACUUGUCAAAACUGUCAACCUAGUUUCCAUCCACUUUUCGCGCUGUUUUGUUAUAGACAAAGUGAAAAUGCGGUAAAUUUGUUUUGCUAAAUUUGCCAUCUUCUGCCUGUUUCCAUUCAAAUGGCCUUUUAUCGAUAAAAAUGAUGUGCGUGAUGACAUCAUGCUUAAAGUUUGUCGCAAAAGUUUUGGUUUAUCGCAAAAGAAAUCUGCCCUGAGCCGUUUCCAUACAGAAAUGUAUUACGCUAACUGUGUACUUUUCGCAUCCCAGAUGUCCCUAAUUUUUUCCCUCCAAAGUCUUUGUAAAAUGGGGAGAGUAUUGAGACAGUUAAAUGAAAUUAGUCAGCUUACUGUCAUUUUAAUUUCACAAAUAAAUGCAAUCAGAAGAGGAAUUGCGAUGAAAGGGAGCAGUUGCCCUUCUGAUAGGACUGUAUUAUUGGUCCUGAUGUUGCGCCUAUCACAGGUUGCCAUCGGUUCCGACCCGAAAGCGAAUCGUCAUGGCCCUGUUCAAGCUGGCAUCAUGUACCAAGUAGUGGGGGAAACUUUCGGUCUUAGUUUAAGGACCAUCCAUCGGGUUAUUUUUAAAAGUUUUAAAAUGUUCAAAAGCUAGUUUUCUGUAAGUGAACUCUGCAUUGGAUAAAUAGUUCUGAUAGUUUAUAGUCUUGAAAAAAGUGUAGAACAUUUUGAGAGUGUCAUUCAGCUUACUUUUUUAGUCUACAGAACAGAGUAAGGCUAAUUUAAGUUUGUGUAAAGAAAAGGCAAGUAUAUAGGCCUAACAAUGUAAUUUUUUCGUUUGGUAAUUUAUUUUUAUUUAAUGCUUUGUUUGUUAAUUUAAUGCAGUGAAUCUUGCCGGCAUUUUUUCAAAAGUAAGCAAAACAAUCCUUUUAAAGAAUUGAGUGUUCCAAAAAAGCACACUGAUGCUUUGAAGAUGCAUAGUAUUGUAUGUAUUUAUUUUUAAUUUAAAACAUCUUUGUGCACAGAAAUGUUUUUAUUAUUAUUUUCUAUUUUUAUUGUGGGCUAAUUCCAUGACUGCCAUGUAUUAUUUUGAAUGGUGUGGAAAAGCAACUUUAAUAAAUAAACGGAUGGCUUCCGCGAUUAAUCGCAAAGAGUGGCCAUCCAUUCAUUCUCCGUGCACUUUUCGAUGACAGGUGCAUGAUACGAGAUAUAUGUGUUGGCACUCCUGGAAGUGUCAUGACGCGGAUGUGUUUGCAUCAUCAGAUCUGUGCAGGUAUGCCGUUAAGAUCGAUCCAUAACAGUGUGAUUAAUGCUUCACGUACAAUAA